Molecule: messenger RNA, 16011 nt
Organism: Cinara cedri
Lineage: Eukaryota; Metazoa; Arthropoda; Insecta; Hemiptera; Aphididae
Source: the annotation of a GenBank genome assembly
AUAAAUUAUGACAUUUUUAGAUAAUACAAAUGUAAGGAUUUACAAUAUUCUAAUUAACAGUAAGUUUUUUUUUUUAUCCAAAUUGUUAAACGUGUUGCACUUGUUUUAAGUACCUAUCUACCUACUUGCAUAUAACAUAGAUACGUAGGUAUCGAUUCAAACAAAUGUAAAAUUAAAUGUUUUUAUUAAUAUUUCUAGUUUCCAAAACUAUGUAAUUAAAGCCCAGUUUCACAAUGUAGAUAUGGAUCACGAAUUUUAUUUUUGUUAUUUUAGGAUAACCAUUUAUUAUAGAAUUAACUAUUUAACAAUUCAACAUUAAAACUAAGGUUUAUCAACUUCCUGUAAGCAAUCUAGCUUGUGCUGGAGGUUGAGAGUUAUAUACAGUGCUUAUGCAUUAACAUUUCAUAAAAAAUAUAUUUAUUAUUAUAAUUAUAUUAUAUUCCGAAGAAUGAAAAAAAGCUACUUUUAUUUUAGUUUUAUAAAAUAUGAAUUUAAAAUUCAAAGAUAUGUUAGUAAUAAAUAAUAAUAGUUAUCUAUUUGAUUGUUUAACAAAUAAUAAAUUAAAUUUUUUUUUUUUUUUUAUGAAAAUGUCUUCGGUUCGGCGAAAUGUUGUGAAUUAUCUUAAGCUAGUGCAAUUUAUAAUUCAUUAAAUUGUUUUUAGUAUUGUUCAAAAUAAUAUUAAAUAAUAUUCAACUGACUGUUUUUACUAUUUUCAGAUCCUAUAUCUGAACAAAGGUUCAAACAAUUAAAAGAUAGUAAGUUAACUUGUUGUCUAUAUUAGAAGUUUAAAACAAAUUUCCAUCAUCUAGCCUGUCUACUUAGUCCAGAUCUGUGACCGUUCAACACAUUCACUAAAUGUUAUCAUUAUACUUAAUUCUAUUUAUAUUUUUUGGUCAUAUAUGGAUUUAUGGAAAUUUAAUUCGUUAUUUUUUACACAAAAUUCCCUCGGAUUAAUGAUUUAUUGUAAAAUAUAUAUAUAAAAAAAUAAUUAUAUUUUAUAUUUUCAGCAAUAUCGAUUAAGGAAGAAGACUAUUCGGAAUAUUUAAUACGAGCCAAGCUACAUUGUAAAUAUUUCCUAUGCACACAUAAACUUAUAAACAUAAUUAAAAACAAAAAUACACAUUUGUCAGAAUUUUAGAUGCUUUCUAUUUUAGUUAUUCUUCUCAGGUUUCUAACUCAAUCGAAAAAGCAAUUUUUAAUAUUAUAUUAUUACACAUUAUUCAAAAAUCACAAAAUGGUUAGUUUCUCCGAGUUUUAUGAAAAACGGAUUUACACCUCGCGCAUCAUUCACGUGCGUGUAAUACUUUAUUGUAAUACCUUAAUUGGUUAUGAUGUGUUCUUAUUUGUGUAUGUUCGUUAGCAACUUUUCGACCAAAAAUCAUGCUCCGAUCAUCAACAUCUAUAGGAUUGUUAACGCAUUUAUUUUUUAUGUAGGUAGGAUUAACAUUUUUUAAAUUGUAAAACAAACUAGAAACAAGAAACUAUACAAUUUAAAAUUGAUUUAAAACAAAAUUAUAAUGUAUGAAAGUUAAAAUAAUCUAUAUAUAUAUAUAUAUAUAUAUAUAUAAAAAUAAAUGAAUCACUGUUUCCCUUGGUCAUUGCAUUACGUGAGAACGGUUUGACCGAUUUUGCUGGUUUUUUUUUUUUUGUUGUAUUUAUAAUACUUGGCAAGGAUUUUAUGAAAGAAAAUUUCUAAAAAGUCAACAGAAUAAGUAGAAAGAUUGAAAAAACUUAUUAACGUAUUAAAAAUAAAUAGUUCCAAACACAGCUUGUCCUAAUUUUGGCCAUUGUGGUAACACAAUGCGUGUUACAUAAUGAAAAGGUAAAGGUUCGACUUGUAUGGUUGAUCAUGGAGAACACGCUUUUAACACCCAGAUAACUUGUGUGAUUAUUUUUUUUGAAAAUGUUUCAUUAAAUAGCAAAUAAUACAAAUUAUUUAUUUAUAAUUUUUAUAAUACUUUAGUCUAAUAAUAAAACAUAAGCUAUUCUAUGUUCAAUUGUUAUAUUACAUUAUAUAAUAACUUCUAUAUGUAUAAUAGUUUAACGAAUCGAUAAUAUAAAUUAUUUAGUACCAAAGUAAUAAAUUAAUACCUAACUAUUUAGUAUAUGUUCCACUGAGCAAGGAUCUAUGGCAAGCAGAACUGAAUUUAUUAUAUGGAUUUGCAGGUAAAGUUUUCAAACUAAAAACUUUCAAUUUAUUUGUAUUAUAGUAAUUAAAAAAAAAAAUUAUAUUUUACAAUGUUCAAUAUUAUGACAUACCUAUUUAUAAUACAUUAUAGUAGGUGGUACAUAAUAUAAUUGCGUAAAGUAUAAUUUGUUUUCUACAUCACGUUUUGGAUUGUGUAGACUUAGAAAAGAUGUUAUAAUAUAAUUCUAAAGCUAGGUUCUCACAUAUCUAAAUAUGUGUUCCCAAAUAUUUGACGUGUGUCAAACUUUAAAUAAUUUAGAACCAUUUCUAAAAUAUUUUAACUUUGUCAAAUAUGUCAAAUAAUUAAUGGUUUGAUUUUAAUAAGUUGUGUUCAUCGUACAACAUACAAUAUUCAUAUACCACGACAAAAACUACAUUUGAUUUGGUCGUAAUAGGUAGGUAAUAUCCACUUGCGCAUUUUAAACAACUGUUAAAUUUGAUCAUACACUACGUUCGAGUUAAAAAUUAUAAAUAUUCAGAUAUACAUUUUGAUAUUCUGAUUUUUCAAACUAAUUUUAGAUUCUGAGUGUCGCGAAGAAUGUAUUGGCUUUACAAUGACAAUUUUUUUUUUUUAUUAUUCUUUGACGAAAAAAUCUUACUUUGAUAUGUAAGUGUGGCAUUCUCUGAAAGAAAAUUUUGUUUAGAUUAUUACUUCGGGGUCAUAUUUUGAUUUUCCAUGCGGUUUUCAUACCACUAUCAUUAUUUUAGAUUCUGAGUGAAAUGAAGAAUGUAUGGUUUUACAAAGAUUUUAUUUAUUUUUUUUUAUAUAGUGCGUACAAAAAAUCUUGCUCAGAUAAUACGCGUGGCACCAUUUCCGAAAGGGAAUAUUUUAUUAUUUUUAACUUUGUUUUUUGUUGUAAUUCAUUUCAAAAUAUUCCUAGAGACUUUAAAUUUGGAUGAAAACUUAAAUUUGCUUUUUCUAGACUCGAUAAAAUUUCAAAACAUUUUUAUCAUUUUUGAGCUCUUUAUAGACAUUUUAAUUUGUGAGUAAUUAUUAUUUGGUAGGUAGUGUGUGGAUAAAAUUGUUAGACCAAGCAGUAAUAAUUGAAAAUUUAACAGCUGAUUCAAAAUAAUUCAUACUUUGUGGUGAAAAAAAUUGAGUGUAAAAUAAUUUUUUUUUAUAAAAAGUGUAUUAAUACAACAUUUUGACGAAAAUCAUAAAUAUUACGGCAUUUCAAAGCUAUAUAUAUUCGAAAUUUUCUCUGAAUCGUUUUUCAUUAGCAGUGGUUUAUUGUUGCGUGCAGAUAUAUUAAAUUACCCUCUAUAUCCUACUUUCACAAUUAAUAUUGAUAAAACUAAUACAAUUUUAAUAUUGAAAUUUACGGCACACAAUAUUUGUCCCGUUGAAAGCAAAUUUUCUAUGGCAUGGAUUUGUAAGACAGACACAACAAAUGCAUAACGUAUAGCGUUCUCUUAAUCAAUAUAUUUCAAUUAUCAAUGAAUAAUAAACCACUUGGGCCGAUUAAGUUAUUAAUUAAAAAAAGUUCUCAUUUUGUCUUAUUUUACUUACUCUUUUAUAGAUUCAGAAGAAGAAGUCGUAAAAAAACUAAAACCAAAUGUUCACCAUGAAGGUAAAAUUAAAAUAUAAUAUAAUUUAGUUGUCCUACGACUUUGGAAUAGUUUCACAAUGUUUUUUUUUUAUGCAAUGGACAACUUUUUUACCGGAAAUUUUUCUCCGAUGUAAAAACGUAUAGUACUUUUUCUGAAAGGAAAUUUUAUUUGGGUGGUACCAUAAAGAAAUCGUUUUUUUGAUUUUCCUUGUAGUUUUUUAUUAAAUGAGUACAUCCGAAACAAAUGUAAANUUUUUAUUCGGUUUUGUUAGGCUUAACAGAGAUACUUGAACAUUUAACAGGAGUGACAUUAUAAAUUGUACUUGGUAGUAAAAAAAAAAAAUCACGUUUAAUUUAGUAUAUUUUUUUUUUUUGCAUAAGAAUUUUAAUAUCAAAUAUUGACAAAAAUCGUAAAUAAUACUUAGUUUCAAUAUAUGCAUAACCGAACUUUGCUUAGAAUCAUUUAAUGUUAGAGAUGGUUUAUCGUUAUGCACUGAUAUAAAUAAAAAUUCCACCCUAUAUCCUACCUUCACAAUUAACAACUUAUUAUCUACAACAAUGUCCAAUCUGUCGUGUGAAGUAUGUCUGUCAUAUUAAAUAAUUUAUUAUAAUAAUUAUACGUGUUCAUUUAUAGAUUUAAAAGUCAAAGACUGGCAUCAACAUAAAGGUAAAAAAAUGUAGAAACAACGGGAAAAUUUACGAAAAAAAUUGUUUUAUUAUUUUUGUGUAAUACUCUCUUAAUCAAUAAUUUUAAUCAUCAAUAAAUAACAAACCAACCGGGCUGAUUAAGUUAAUAAUUAAAAAAAGUUUUCCUUUUGUCUUAUUUCACUUACUCUUUUAUAGAUUCAGAAGAAGCCGAAGAAAAACUAGAACUAAAUGUUCACCACGAAGGUAAAAUUAAAAUAUAAUUAUUAAUUGUCGUACAAUGUUGUAAUAGUUUCACAAUGAUGUUUUUUUUUUUUUAUACUAUUGUAAUAAAGUGAAUAUAGGGGUACAAAAUAAAUGAAUGUAUACCCACUACGUGGAGUAGGCCGAAUAGGGUGAAUGGUUUUAUUUAUGGCAUUGUUAGAGAUCACUCCGUAUCUAUUCGAGUUUUCCUUAUGCAUUAGAUAAUGCGUUAUGUUUGAAAAAAUACCAGCUAUUAAUUUAAUACUCCAGCCAAAUGUUUUGUAUACGAUGGAUACAUUGAGUAUAGUGUUAAUUGUCAUUAGCGAAAUUUUUCCUAUGAAAAAUAUACCUAAAACGCCGGACGUUAUAUUUCCGAUUCCAGUGAACCAUCCCCACAUUUAUUCAACUCGGAGUGGACCAUAUUGCAUAUAGUUUGUUCACUAAUUAUGUUCCUGGUGUCAAAGCCUUGAUUUAUAACUUCAUGACCUGUUGUUUGCCGUAUUAGGUUUGUUUUAGCUGUCUCUGUUUCUUGUGGGUACAUAAGAUGUUUUUGCAGUGCGUUGAUUAUUUCUGGAGUAUAUAUUCCAGCAGUUAUAUAAUUAUCUGCACUUUCAUAGGACCAGGAUAUAGUAGUGACAGGUUUUAAUUUUUAAGGAGGACUUAUUUUGUGUGGUUUUGGAGUCAAUGCAGUCUAUCUUUUUGUGUCACUUGCGAAAGCGGCUGGUAUGUAUUCAUUUUAGUCUAUUUGCAUGCCAAAGUUUUGAAGUAUAUGCUUUAUUGGUGUCAUGUAGUACGUCUUAUUGUUGACGGAAACAGGUAGCUCGUUAAAACAUCUAUUUUGGAAAUUUAAAUUGACAUUUAUAGGGACACAUUUUUGGAGGUAAAUUAUUUCUCCCGUUUUUAUAGCUGUGUAUCCUGGUCCUUCUCCUAUUUUAUAUACAAACUCACUUAAAGAGUAUGAUGCGAGAGAAAGCUUUUGAAGUAAUAAUUGUUUCUCAAAUUCACAUUGCUUAUUGGUUGAGUCUGCGUAUAGCUUGGUUGUCGUUCUUUUAACUGUGAAUUCGAGAUAUACAAAUUUGGUAUUAAUGUAGGACAGUAGGUCAGUAUUGAAUGGUGUGAUUUCUUUUGGUGUAAAACUGUUUGCGUAAUUUUGAUCGGCGAUAAUUAAUAGUUGAGGGUUGUCUGUUUUGAAUACGGGAAUGUUGCAGGCAUAGGUUAGUGAUAAUUUUUUUAGGGAAAAGGCAAUGUGGUUUGUUUCCACAAUGAAUGACUCAGUCUUGGAUUUUUGUGUAGUGGCUUUUACUAUUGACGCUUCUCCGUCAUAUAGGACAUCAAAUUCACGUAUGCUAAACUCUUGAUGUUCGUUUUCCCAUACUACUUCUCCUUUGUAUUGGUCUAAAGUUUAGACUCUAAACCAUAUGAGUCGGACAAUUUUAAUCUUGAUACAGAUAAUAGGAUUAUAACAUUUUCUUUAUUAUUAGCUGAGGCUAUUCCUUCUGAUAAAUGUAUAGAAUACUAUUAUUAUAUAAGAUAUUUAACUAUAAUACAUACUAUUAGUAUUAAUCUAAAUUGACUUAGAAACUAAUAAAAUGAAGUGGUGUCCAUUAUAAUAAAAUGUAGUGUAGAUAAUAUUAUAUUAUGACAUAUACCAUAUGAACAUACACUAUGAACAACUUUUAUACCGGAAAUCUUACUCUGCUGUAACAUGUAAGUACUUUUACUGAAAAAAAAUUUUAUCUGGGUGGUACUAAAGGAGAGUCGUUUUUUUGAUUUUUCUUGUAGAUUUUUAUUAAUUGAGUAAAUCCGACAAAAAAUGUAGAAAGAACGGGAAAAUUUACGAAAAAAAAAUGGUUUUGUUUUUUUCGUAUAACGUUCUCUUAAUCUUAAUAUUUAAAUUGUCAAUGAAUAACAAACCACCUGGGCCGAUUAAGUUAAUAAUUAAAAAUAGGUUUCCUUUUAUAUUAUUUUGCUUACUCUUUUAUAGAUUCAGAAGAAGAAGCCGUAGAAAAACUAGAAACAAAAGUCCACCACAAAGGUAAAAUUAAAAUACAAUAUAAUUAUUAGUUGUUGUACGUUGUAAUAGUUUUACAUUGGUUUUUUUUUUUUUUUAUACUGUAAACAACUUUUUACCGGAAAUCUUUCUCUAUAUAUCACGUAUAGUACUUUUUCUGAAAGGAAUUUGUACAUGGGUGGUACUCUAGGGAAAUCGUUUUUUUGAUUUUCCUUGUAGUUUUUUAUAAGUUGAGUUAAUCCGAAAAUAAAUGUAGAAAGAACGGGAAAAUUUACGAAAAAAAAAAAUGGUUUUGUUUUUUUCGUAUAACGUUCUCUUAAUAUUAAUAUUUAAAUUGCCAAUGAAUAACAAACCACCUGGGCCGAUUAAGUUAAUAAUUAAAAAUAGGUUUCCUUUUAUAUUAUUUUGCUUACUCUUUUAUAGAUUCAGNUUCUUUGACGAAAAAAUCUUACUUUGAUAUGUAAGUGUGGCAUUCUCUGAAAGAAAAUUUUGUUUAGAUUAUUACUUCGGGGUCAUAUUUUGAUUUUCCAUGCGGUUUUCAUACCACUAUCAUUAUUUUAGAUUCUGAGUGAAAUGAAGAAUGUAUGGUUUUACAAAGAUUUUAUUUAUUUUUUUUUAUAUAGUGCGUACAAAAAAUCUUGCUCAGAUAAUACGCGUGGCACCAUUUCCGAAAGGGAAUAUUUUAUUAUUUUUAACUUUGUUUUUUGUUGUAAUUCAUUUCAAAAUAUUCCUAGAGACUUUAAAUUUGGAUGAAAACUUAAAUUUGCUUUUUCUAGACUCGAUAAAAUUUCAAAACAUUUUUAUCAUUUUUGAGCUCUUUAUAGACAUUUUAAUUUGUGAGUAAUUAUUAUUUGGUAGGUAGUGUGUGGAUAAAAUUGUUAGACCAAGCAGUAAUAAUUGAAAAUUUAACAGCUGAUUCAAAAUAAUUCAUACUUUGUGGUGAAAAAAAUUGAGUGUAAAAUAAUUUUUUUUUAUAAAAAGUGUAUUAAUACAACAUUUUGACGAAAAUCAUAAAUAUUACGGCAUUUCAAAGCUAUAUAUAUUCGAAAUUUUCUCUGAAUCGUUUUUCAUUAGCAGUGGUUUAUUGUUGCGUGCAGAUAUAUUAAAUUACCCUCUAUAUCCUACUUUCACAAUUAAUAUUGAUAAAACUAAUACAAUUUUAAUAUUGAAAUUUACGGCACACAAUAUUUGUCCCGUUGAAAGCAAAUUUUCUAUGGCAUGGAUUUGUAAGACAGACACAACAAAUGCAUAACGUAUAGCGUUCUCUUAAUCAAUAUAUUUCAAUUAUCAAUGAAUAAUAAACCACUUGGGCCGAUUAAGUUAUUAAUUAAAAAAAGUUCUCAUUUUGUCUUAUUUUACUUACUCUUUUAUAGAUUCAGAAGAAGAAGUCGUAAAAAAACUAAAACCAAAUGUUCACCAUGAAGGUAAAAUUAAAAUAUACUAUAAUUCAGUUGUCCUACAACUUUGGAAUAGUUUCAUAAUGUUUUUUUUUUAUACAAUAAACAACUUUUUUACCGGAAAUUUUUCUCUGGUGUAUAACGUAUAGUACUUUUUCUGAAAGGAAAUUUUAUUUGUGUGGUACCAUAAGGAAAUCGUUUUUUUGAUUUUCCUUGUAGUUUUUUAUUAAAUGAGUACAUCCGAAACAAAUGUAAAGAUAAUUAUUAUAAAUAAUAUUAUUUUUAAUUUUAUUUUUGUUGUGGUUCAUUUAAAUAUCCGUAGUGAUUUGAAAAUUUGAAAGACAAUUUAUGCUGGAAGUGGUAAAAUUUUCAAAAUAUUUGUGCGAUUUUUGGGUUAUUUAUAGACAUAAUACUUUUGUGAGUUUUGUAUGUAAUUUUUAUUCGGUUUUGUUAGGCUUAACAGAGAUACUUGAACAUUUAACAAGAGUGACCAUAUAAAUUGUACCUGGUAGUAAAAAAAAAAUCACGUUUAAUUUAGUAUAUUUUUUUUUUUGCAUAAGAAUUUUAAUAUCAAAUUUUGACAUAUGUUAUGCACAGAUAUAAAUUAAAUCCCACUCUUUAUCUUAUCUUCACAACUUAUCAUCUACAACAGUGUUCAAUCUGUCGUGUGAAGUAUAUCAGUCAUUUUUACUAAUUUAAUAUAAUGAUUAUACGUGUUCAUUUAUAGACUUAAAAGUCAAAGACCGGCACCAACAUAAAGGUAAAACUAUAGUAUACAAUGUACAAUAAUUACUAUUAAAAUUGUCUAUUUGUAUUAAUUACAACACAGUUAUAAUAUUUAGCCGUAGAAUUCUAUUAUUAUAUUAAUUUUAUAUUAUAAAGUAUACAGGGCGAUUCACUAAGCGUACUUAUGCGCAAUUUAACCUAAAAACGGGGGUGAGCACGUUUAGUUAAUCACCUUGUAUAUGAGUAAUAAUUACACGAUCACUUAACAAGUUGUAAAAGUUGUAACAAAAGUUUAAACAUAAUUUUCAUUAAACAAUUAUUUUUUUUAAAUAUAAUAAUAAUUUGCUUGCGUAUCUAUUUAUAAAUUUAAAACGUUUACAACAAGAAGAUAAAAAAAGGAAAAUUUACGAAAAAAAUGAUUAUAUUAUUCUUCGUAUAACGUUCUUUUAAUCUUAAUAUUUAAAUUGCCAAUGAAUAACAAACCACCUAGGCCGAUUAAGUUAAUAAUUAAAAAUAGGUUUCCUUUUAUAUUAUUUUGCUUACUCUUUUAUAGAUUCAGAAGAAGAAGCCGUAGAAAAACUAGAACUAAAUGUUCACCAUGAAGGUAAAAUUAAAAUAUAAUAUAAUUAUUAGUUGUCGUACAAUGUUGUUAUAGUUUCACAAUGAUACAUUGGUUUUUUUUUUUUUUUAUACUGUAAACAACUUUUUACCGGAAAUCUUUCUCUAUAUAUCACGUAUAGUACUUUUUCUGAAAGGAAUUUGUAUAUGGGUGGUACUCUAGGGAAAUCGUUUUUUUGAUUUUCCUUGUAGUUUUUUAUUAGAUGAGUUAAUCCGAAAAUAAAUGUAGAGAGAACGGGAAAAUGUACGAAAAAAAAAAUGGUAACAUUAUUUUUAAUUUUUUUUUUUAUUGUGAUUUAGUUAAAUCCGUAAUUAGUUGAAAUGUUGAAAAACAAUUUAUAGUAGAGGUGGUAAAAUUUUCAAAAUAUUUAUGCCAUUUUUGGGCUAUAGACAUAUUCAUUUUGUGAGUUUUUUACGCAAUUUUUAUUUGGUUUUGUUAGAUUUAACAGAGAUACUUGAACAUUUAACAGGAGUGAUAUUAUAAAUUAUACUUGGUAGUAAAAAAAAAAAUCACGUUUAAUUUAGUAUAUUUUUUUUUUUUUGCAUAAGAAUUUUAAUAUCAAAUUUUGACAAAAAUCGUAAAUAUUACGUCCUUUUAAAAUAAGUAUAACCGAACCCUGCUGAUAAUUAUUUUAUGUUGGCAAUGAUUUAUCGUUAUACACAGAUAUAAAUUAAUUUCCACUCUAUAUCCUACCUUCACAAUUUAUUAUUUACAAUAGUGUCCUAUCCGUCGUGUGAAGUAUGUAAGGAAAAACUAUACUAAAACAGUAAUAUAUGUAACGAUAUAAAAUUAUGUAAAUGUCAAACAAUUAAUAAAUUCAUUUAAAACAGAAUAUAUUUAAUUUACCUACCUAAUCGUAAUUAUUGUACGUGUUUAUCUAUAGAAUCCGAAAUACCGCCUAAAGGUAAAUCAACAAUGUAUAAUAUAAAAUGGUUAUUGUUAAAAUGUGUAAUUAACCGUGAUGUAUAAAGGAAUUUUGUUGUUUGGGAGGAACAGGUGACCAGUUCACAUCACAUUACAAUACAGACAAAUCAUAAAUAUUGCAGAGUUAGUAGGUUUGAAAAGGAAAACUUUAUUUUAAAUAAUCAAAUGUAAAUUUUAAUUUUCUACCUUUUCGAUUGUUUGAAAACGUAUUUAUUGCUAUAUCAUCCGUCAUAUUUACAUCUUUUCGGAAUGAUAACAGAACUAGUUCUGUAUGCUGUAUAUCUUACGACUUACUUAUCUGCUAUCAGAUAUAGCAUUCUGAAAAUAAUUUUUCUAAUCUCCUUAAUGUUAAAAAACUUCUCUAUGCCGUCAUAGCAAUGCUAAGUACGAUGGUGCGAUCGCACUACCUAUGUAAAUUUUAAAAUAAAAUGCAAUUUGAAUGUAUACUUGUUAUAAUUAAAUUGUUUUUUUAAUUUACUAGGUAUUAUAUUUUAUUUUUAUGUACAUUUCUCACUAUGGUCAUAAUCUAAAAUGUUUAUUUAAUGGUUUUAUAGAAAACAAAAAUGUUUAUAACAUAUUUGCCAGUGAUUGUCUUUACCUCUUCACCCAAAUUUGAUCUUUAUUUGAUAAUUUUAGUAAUUUUACUUAAAAUGAUUAUAAUAAAUUGUAAUUAAAUAAAUAUAUUAUUUUAUAAUAGUCCUAUAAUAUUUAUACUAAAUAAAUGUAUAAUUAUUAUUAGUUUUUGAAUUGAAUACAAAAUAUUUAAAAGAAAAAUGCAUAAUGAAAGUUCCAAAAUCCGAAAAUCUAGAUUUUGGUUUUUUCAUCACUAUAGUAAAUCAGCGAAUCGGAUGAUUAUCUAAAUUUUAACGAAAAGUUUUUGAGUAAUUCGGAGAAAUUGCCUUUUAUGGGGACUGAAUAUCGACCAUUGCAUAGGAGUCGUGUAUAGGCAAUUUCUUAUUUUGUUAAGUGAAAUUAUCAAAAACCCAUUUUAUGCUAUAGUCCUUAGUGUUUAAAUUAGAGUAACUCAAAAACUAGUAGCAGUUCCCAGUAGGGGAGGAUGGGGCAAGUUGAUACAAAAUUCAAAUAAUUAAUUUUUACUACAUUUUUCUGAAAAUGAAAUGACACAUUAGCAACAUAACAAGCAUUUUUUUUUAAAAAAAAUAAUUUUUCCAAAAUUUAAAUUAAACUCACAAACUCAUUUUGUAACAAAUUGCUCGCAGGUGAUACAACAGAGGGUAAUUUGUUACAAUAUUUUAAAAUUAUAAAUUUAAUUUUAUUAAAUAAAAUUAAAUAAUAAAACUAUUCUUUUUUUAAUUUGUAAGGUUUUACUAUUAUCAUACAAAUUUGAACAUAGUUAAAUACUCAAAAAUUUGGAAUAAUAUCAUUAUAUUAUUCCAAAUUUUUAAAUGAUCAAGAGUACAUUUUAAAUCGUACAAUAUAAAAAAAACAAUUUUAACUUUUUAUUCUGUUAAUUUAUAAGUAACAACGUGUCCCGAUGUAAAUGUAACAACUAGCUCUAACAAAUACGUGUUAGUAUAACUAAUUUUAUUACUUUGACAACUUGUCUUAAAUCACUCAUUAUAUUAUGAAAUUGUACGUCAAAAGCUAAACAAUCAAUUGAAUAGUUACAAAAGAAGUGACCUUUAAAACAAUUUAUUUUACUUGAUUCGAUGCAAAUCAUGAAAUGUAGAUUUGAGGUAAGAUUUUCAGAAAAAUUGUUAUAUCAAUUAAUCAAUAUUAAUUAUGAUAACAGAAAAAAAAUGUUUGGGUAACACAUAUUUACUUUAUCACCAACUUAAUUACGAAGUGUUACCACCAAUAUUUUUUUUUAAAUUGAACUGUAACAACUUACCCUUGUAUCAAACAGCCCCGCCCUCUCCUAAUGCUACACUUUUUAAAUACUAUAUUUUUUACCUAAUAAAUUCAUCUAGAAUUUCAAUUAAUCCAUACUUUAACCAUUUUAUAGACCAGAAUAACCAAACUGUGUUAAAGACAAUUACAAGUUAUAUGCCUUCCAACCUUACGAAUUUGUUUUGGUCUAAAAAAUCCUAAGGUAAUAUUAACUACUAUCUAAAUUCUAUAUUGUAAUAAAAUAAAGAUCUAAUACAUAUAAUAUAAACAUAAAAAGAGGUACUUUUAACAAAAAAGGUAAUUUAAUUUUGACGGAAAACUUAAUAUAUUUUCUUUUAAUAGACGUGGUAAAAUUUCGAAAACAUUCAAGCCAUUUUGAGCUAUUUAGAGACACUUUAAUUUUUUUUUGCACAAUUUUUAUUCGGUAGGUAUCCUGUGAAUAAAAUUGUUAAACUAUAGAGAAAUACUUGAUACUUGAAAAUGUUACUGACGAUUUAUUAUAAAUCGUACUUAGUGAAAAAAAAAUUGAGUUUAAUGUUAUGUUUUUUUUUUUUUUUAUAAGAAAUUUAAAAUCAAAUUUUGUCGAAAAUUAUAAAUAUUAUGGCCUUUCAAAACAUGUACAACCGAACUUCACUCCGAAUCGUUUUUCACUAGCAAUAGUUUAUCGUUGGUUACGGGUAUAAAUUAAAUAACUUUAUGUAUUCUACUUUCUCAACUAUCCACCUAAAGUGGCUGUACCCAUCCCCAGUACCAGUAUUUUUUCCACUUGAUACGUCUUCCACAGUCAUUGGCUGUAGCUCUUUUUCAUUUCAGAAUAAUAAUAGUAUUCAUUGAAGAAAAUUCUUACAGAAUACCUACCUAGAUAGGAAACGAUGAGUUUAAAAACUUAGUUCUUUAAUUACCAAAAUAAUAUUUUCCCUACUUUUUUUAAUAAACUUUUAGAAAUGUUGAACCAAAUUUGAAAAAAUAUGUUAUAAAACCGUUUUAAUAAGUAGGUAUGACAUUUUCCCACAUGGAAUUGAAAAAUUGUUAAAUAGACUACCUUUUGCUUCGAAUGCACACGAAUCCGUAAAUGCAUCUAAUAACCUAUCAUACAAUAUUUGUUUCGAUCAGGAACUUCUACUUGUAACAUUAAAAGAAAAACCGUAGGCAACAUGCAAAUAUUUCAAUAAUAAUAAAAGUAACAAUAAUUCAAUUUCUUUUAGACUCUAAACGAAGCAAAGUAUGUAUUGGUUUUAUCAUCAUGUGUUUUUAAUAUUUGUUUUGUUUGUGUUUUAACAACUUUUUUACUAAAAAUGUUGCUUCUAUUUUCAAAUUUAGUGUAUUUCUAUGAGCAGAUUUUAUUAAAUUGGUGCAUUGAGGAGUAUAUCUUUUGAUUUUUCUAUUAAUUACAUUUAAUAACUUGGAUAAAUGGAAAAUAGGACAGUUUACAGAAAGAACGGUUUCAUCAUUUUUGAUUUUGUUUUUUUAAUUGUAAUUUAGUUACAAAUAAUCGUGCAGAGACAUUAUAAAUUCAUAGAACGCGUCUUAUAUUAGUCCUUUCUAGAUGUAGUACUAUUUUCAAAAUAUUUGAUAAUAAGCUACUUAUGCAGGAGUAGUAUUAAUUUGUUCCUUCUCUAGUUCUCUCACACAGUAAAAUGCCCUUUAUAAAAUUGACCUCUUUUUAUUUUUUUAAUAAUUUAAAUGUUGUUUUAUUUUCUAAAUGUUUAUUAAAUAAUCGCAUAUGUUUAUUUAACGGCUAAUCCACGACUAAAACUUGAAAAUAAUUUACCACGUACAAUAGAAAAAAAUAUAAUUUAAUAAAACCAGUUAAAAAACAUUGGUAAAUAAAAUAUUAUUUAAAUUAUUAAAAAAUAAAAAUAAGCCUUCUAUGUGACAGAAGGAACAUGAAAAAAGGCCAAUUUUUUUAGUUUUAUGUGGCGUUUUGUUGCGUAAUAAAGGAAAAAAUUAAUACUAUUUGCAAGCAUUUUAAACUAUCGAGUUAUUUGGUUUUAUACUGAUAAAAUUGUUUUGACCGACCAUAAAGAUUUUUAAAAUGAAUACGAGCAUAGGUGUCAUUACAAAGUAGCGAAUGGUAUCAAAUACCCUAUGAGUAAUUUUUUGAAAAAGUGUAAUUUUCUUGUUUUCUUUUUCAUAAUAUUAUCACACGAAUAAAAUAAUUAUGCUCCUGGCAACAUUGAAUUUGAACGUAUAUAAUGAUCAGCCACAUUAAUCCACUAAGCCAUCAUACCACAUAAAAUAAUAACAGUAUAAAUAUUUAUUUAAGUAAUAGGUACAGUUUAUUAAAUAUACAUCCGAGAACGUGGUUAAUAUUAUUAUGAUACAUUUGCUACUUAGACAUAUGAUAAUUACAUAGUCACAAAUUAUUCAACUGUAUCAUAAUCUUUCUGGUUAAACCCACAGUCGCAUACGACCUUUUGCUUUCACGAAUAACAAAUUCUAUGAAUUGGUUGCCUUUUUAAGUUGUACGAACGAGCAUACCGGUGAAUGAUACGCAUGUUCUUUCCAAGGAUCGUCCUUAAUUUCCCACUCAUGAAGAAUUAGUCCAUAAUUAAAACAUUGAACACAGUCUACAGCACCUAGGAAUUCGAAACCAACUUCACACAUUGGCAAUUUGUUCAAAUGUUUCAGAGUGAAUAAAUCGAAUGUUAUGAGUCUCAAUGCAAAUGUAGUUAGCUCUGGGUAUUUUGGAUUUUGACUUUUACGAAUGUUAUAUAAUAAAUUUGGAAAAUCAUUCGAGUAUUUUAAUAAAUCUAUAAAAUUCAUAAUGAAAGAAACGAUAAUAAUAUUUUGCAAAUAAUACAACCGUAUCAGCUGAUGGUUAAUGUUCAAUUGAUGCUUAAUGGACAACGAUCAGAACUUGACUAAAAAAUAUACUUUGUCUAUGUAUGCCUCACUUUAUAAAAUAUAACUAAAUGUCUGUUUUUAUUUAUAAAAAAAUACGAAAAAUAAAAUCUGAGAAAAAAUAUACACAAAAAUAAAAAAAAGAAGCCAAAUUUGUAUGUGGCGUUUUGCUGCAUGAUACAAUGAACAAAUUAAUACUAUGUAUCUUCCAUUUUAAUAAUAAUAUAAUAUUUAUAAAUUUAAAUAAUAUAAAGAAAAAAUAAUACCUUUUAAAUAAAGUUAUAGUUUAACAAAAUUAUUAAAUCAUUAGACCGUAUAUAAGUCUUUCUAUUCGUGAUAAUUAUUUUUUUGGUGUUCUAUCAUUAUUAAGAAAAGAACAAAGAAUAAAAAUUAAUUACUUCCACAAUGCACUAAUUAAACAUAUUAAUUUCGAUUUGAUAAAGCAUUUUGGUCAAAAAUGUAUUGCGGAGAAUUAAAAAAAAUGUCUCUCGGUAAAAUAAGAACAUUAUAAAAUUUACCCAAAGUUUCUUAAUUAAUAUUAUAAUAUUCUAUAUUUAACGAUAUAGAUAUAACGUUCAUUUAUAAGGUUUAUGAAUAUUGCAGAUAAUAAUAUUCAAUGGCGAAGAAGAUAGAAAUAUAAUAUGCAUCACUAACCUCCUAAAAUAUAUAAAUCUUUAAUAAUAAUAAUAAUAAUAAUAAAACACUAUAAGAGCUACAUAAUUAUUUUGAUUUAUUUGUAUUAUAUCCAAAAAUAUAUUUUUUCACCAAAACAAAAUGAUUGUAUUAGACAUCCAAUGUAAACUACCCACAUAUUUAUUUAAAAUUAAGAAUAUAGUUUAGGUUAUAUAGAUACCUAAGUAAUUAAUUAUUAUAACAAGAAUUAAAUUUAUGAGCAAAAUCAAUAAUACACAUUGUAAACAAUUUAAACAACUGAAUGUUAUCAUUUCGCAAUUCACAACGCAUCUAACUAUUUUUUUUCUUAACAAUAAAGUACCUACCUAGUCAUAAUGUGC